AUGACGGUCAGCUAUAAUCAUCAAGUUGCCACAUCAAAGCCAUAUUUGAUCUUGAAAUUGUUGGCAAGAUGGAAGGGUUCUGUAUGGAAAGCGGUUUCGCUCGAGCUCGGGAUCUGGAUCAUCGCCUAUUACACAAUAUUUUGCAUCUAUCGUUUUUGGAUGGGGGAUUAUAGUAAAAAAAAAUUCGAGGAUUUCAUUCGUUUUUUCCAAGGUUCGAUGAGCUAUAUUCCAUUGGAUUUUAUGUUAUCAUUCUUUGUUACAAUUGUCGUCAAUCGAUGGUCAACUAUAUUUCAAAAUUUGGGAAUGAUUGACAAUAUUGCUCUUUUUGCCUCAAACUAUAUCAAAGGAAACGAUGAAAGAGGGAGAAAUUUGAGAAGAAAUGUCGUGAGAUACUGUUGCCUGUCUCAAGCAAUGGUUUUUCGAGAUUUAAAUAUGCAAGUGCGACGCCGAUUUCCCACUUUUGAGGACUCUUGUCGCAGC
Messenger RNA from Mesorhabditis belari, 480 nucleotides. The record is from the annotation of a GenBank genome assembly. NCBI's taxonomy places the organism in Eukaryota, Metazoa, Nematoda, Chromadorea, Rhabditida, Rhabditidae.